Molecule: messenger RNA, 1770 nt
Organism: Cavenderia fasciculata
Lineage: Eukaryota; Evosea; Eumycetozoa; Acytosteliales; Cavenderiaceae
Exons: 4
Coding region: 1-1770 (589 amino acids)
Cellular component (GO): RAVE complex
Source: RefSeq, a predicted model, not a curated record
AUGAGUUUAUCUCACUUUCAACAACUUGCUCAACAACAACAACAACAACAGCAACAACAUGUACCAUUGAUAGGAGAGAAUGAAGUUGAUGAUAAUGGAGACAGCAGUUCAUUGGAAUCAUCUUAUAUGCAAUUAGAAGCAUCAUGGUUAAUAAAGAAAGAAGUACCUGUCAUUUGUAAAAGAGUUAGAAGAAUGUUAAAUAGAUGUUUAGAAAUGUUAAAACCAACUACACUAAUUGAUGAAAAUGAAGCUAAUAAUCAACAACAAGAACAAGAUAGAAAUAAUAAUAAUAAUAAUAAUGGUAAUGGUGGUAACAAUUUAAAUAGUCAAUUUAGAAGAGCAAGUUUAGAUUUUAGAGAUAUGAACUUGUUUCAAGACAACUAUCAAGAUUUGGAUGAUUUAUUGGAAGAGAAUAAGAUUGGAACGAUGAAUAUUAUGUUUGAUACUGCCGAGGGAUCAAGAGGUAGUUUGGCAAUAGAUGGAUGGUUGGUUGAAUCAAAUGACAUUCAAGUGAAAUUCAACAAACCUGCUACCAAACAAGCCGUUCAUACACCUACCUAUAAAACUUUAAUUAAUAAGGCUCAUCCAUGGAGAAUUCAACAAAUUCAAAAUUCAUAUAAUUAUUUAAAUUUGAUAUUGACAGAGUUGGAGAGUAUUAUUACUUUUACAGAGGGAUAUGUACCUAUGGAUACUUAUGCAUUGAUGCGAAUCAACCCACAUAUGCAUCCAUACAAUCAUCAUAAUCAUCACGGUUCUUCAGGAUCCAGUUUGAAUCAAUCACUUGGUGGUACAACUACCAUUCACAACAUUACCAUUCAAGUGCCAACAACAACAACCAAUGCUACUUCUACUUCUACUACUGGUGGAGAUUCAUCACCACCACCAUCACAAUCUACAUUGACAGCUCCAUCACCGUCAUCUCAAUUGGGUGUUUCAAAGGAAUGGAUGCCGUCAUGGACAAACAGACACUAUACACAAAACUUCCCAGAGUUGUUGUCACUUGUAGAGUCAAUCAAGAAAAUAUCAGAGUGGUUGUCUUUGGCCAAGGACGAAAUACUUUUACCAGGCCGUACAUUGUUCCCUCACACGCUAUUCCAACCAAAUGUAUUGCAACCACCUCUCCCAUUUGAAAUCAAUGUCGACUUGUCGAUUUCCAAUUGCGAGUUGGUACUCAGUAUCUAUGAGUUGCACAUUGCAUCGACGACUACUAGUCCACCCUACUAUCUACAACAACAACAGCAACAACAACAGGGUGUAUCACCAUCAGCUACCGAUUCCAAACGUAAAACUUUGACCAAUCCCAUUAAAAUUGUAUCAAAUAGUGUACAAUCAAUUGUAAAUAAUAAUAACAAUAGUAAUAAUAAUAAUAAUAAUAAUCAACAGAAUUCACAAAAUACCGGGUCAAACGGAACAACAAAUAAUAAUAAUAAUAAUAAUCAACAACAGCAACAACAACAACAACAACAACAACAACAAUCACAGUCACAACAACCACAAACUCAAUCAUCAUCAUCACAAUCUGGAACAUCUAGUCCAAUCCCAAGAAGCAGUUCACCAGAGAAUAGUCAUCUUACCGAACCAAGUGGACAUCAAGGUAUCCAACCAUUUCAAACAACCAAAGGUGGUAGUUUACAAACCAUUACAAUUAUUGAUCAUACAGAAUUCCGUAAACCACUUCCAUUGUUAUUGGGCACUUUUUCAUUGUUGACACGUUCCUAUGACAGACUAGCAGAUCUGAGUGAAAAGCUAUUGGCAGUUUCGAAUAUUUAA